Messenger RNA from Macrosiphum euphorbiae (potato aphid), 1278 nucleotides. Lineage: Eukaryota; Metazoa; Arthropoda; Insecta; Hemiptera; Aphididae. The record is from the annotation of a GenBank genome assembly.
AUGGCUACCGGGACAACAACGGUAUCGAAGAACGAGGACAGCUUAAUGAUAAAUAUGCGAUUAAUGAAAAAAACUGGAUUCUAUCAAUUAUUGGAUUCGCGCAGUGUAAAAGUGUUUGGUCACAACGUAUUCAAAUGCAUGUCCGUGGUUCAAAUGUCGGUGCUUUUGUCGGUGGCCCUUAUAUUUGUCGCAAACAUAUAUUAUUUUUCGGACGACAUCAAUACAGUAAUGAUGUAUUCGAUGUUCAUUACAUCCGAUGUGCUCUCGAUAUUGAAACUCUAUUACAUACUCCGAAAUUCAGAUACGAUUUGGAACUGCAUACAGAUGACGUCUAUCCAAGACUUGUCGUACAAGUAUCACGAUGGGCGUAUACUCGAAGAGGGCCGAUCCAAGUCCACGUCGUAUUCGAUACUAAUUAUCUUUAUGUGGUUGAAUCUCGCGGUAUCUUGGUCGUUGGGUCCGCUGUUUGUGACAAAUUAUUUUUUAGUCGUAGAACAGAACGACGAGAUUUACCGUUACCGUUUCAACAUUAUGAAUUUCGCAUUUCCGGCGACCGAUCGGUUCUACAACGACAAUUUCAUGAUUUAUUACUGGAUAGAAUUUAUCCCACUGGUGCUAUGGUGCCAGUGCACAAUGAAUUUCGAUAUAUUACUGUUGUCGAUGAAUAUCACGCUCAAGUAUCAGUUAAAAACUAUUGCCAAUUCAUACAGUGCCUUCGAUUUCACACGAUAUAACGACUUUAAGAAUAAUCGUACAAAAAAUGUUAAACACCACAAAGAAUCAGAAUCAAUGGUUGAUUUCAAGAGUUUGAUUUACGAUCAACAGCGUGUUAUUGAAAACAUGAGAAACAUUUACCGAGUAUUUCGACCUGUGGUGCUUACUCAACUAGCUUUAGAGUCUUUAAUAAUAAUGCUACUGUCCUGUAUCAUAAUGCUGAACUAUUUCAAUGGUAUUUCGUUGUUAUCCGCGCUGAACUUGAGACUAUUUGCUGCGAUAUCGACGUUUUUAUUUCACAUAUAUGUUAUCUGCUACUUAUUCGACGACGUCAACGAACAAAAAGAUUCGAUGAAUCUUGCUUUGUACAGCAGUGAUUGGACGGCAAGCAAUCUACAACAUCAAAUUCUUCUACUUCAUGCCAUGCGGAUGAACAACGCCGAAAAUCUGAGACUACGAGUGACGAGACAUAAAAUAGUAAAUUUUCAAAUGUUUACAUAUAUCAUGCGGACAACGUAUUCGAUAUUAUCGGUGUUGGAAAAAAUGUGUGCAAACAAGACGUAG